Messenger RNA from Dibothriocephalus latus, 594 nucleotides. Lineage: Eukaryota; Metazoa; Platyhelminthes; Cestoda; Diphyllobothriidea; Diphyllobothriidae. The record is from the annotation of a GenBank genome assembly.
AGUGCUUCAAAGAACUGUACGCUGGGCCAAAUUGAAUUUUAUUCUGCGGUCUUGCUUACAGGUCUGGCGAACAAAGUUAAAGUUAAUAUUUGUCUUGCGAGGGAGGGCGAGAUGAACCUGAAUGUGAAUUUCCGUUGUCCACUCGGUAAUUACUUUCUACAAGGUUUUGCUCGGUUCCACGAGAAGGAGGCUGUUGGAAGCAACUUGGUCUUCAGGGAGAACCAAUUGUGGAGGAGUCAAGUAACCGAGAAGGAAGUGGUGGUCAAGAUAAGGAAGCUACAUGUGAAAGCUACUGGCACUACGAAGGAGAAUAAACUUACACUCCUAUUCUACUGCUAUGUCAGCCUUACUGGUGAUGAGCCCAAUAACGUAGUUUCCACAGAGGCCCUGAUUAAAACUGAUUUUGGUGAGGCAAACGUUAGUAAAAAAUGGACUGCUCAGGAGCACUAUUUGUCUCUGCACCUGUUUAAUGAUGGUGUUUAUAUAGAAAACUCCACGAAAGUUAUAUAUGCCAAUGUGGAUCCAGUGUUUGACUUCAGCCUGCUGCUUACGAAAGCUGCGAAAUAUGUGUAUAAAGUUGCUGCAACUCUAUGA